UCUCCACACAGCUGUGUGUGUGACUGACCAGUUGGGUGUUUCAGUGUAGUUGACUUUUUCCUUCCGUCUUCUCUGUUGUGUUCCCACCCUAUAACACCCUGAGUCCCCCCUCCACCCCUGGCAGUGUUUCUCUCUUUUCAGGUAUCACUUCUCUUUCCUCUGCACUCUGCUGCUUCUUUUCCAAGUAGUGCCCUUGAACCUCUCACAUCCUACAAGAGCAUCCCUGCUCCACACACACCCCUCACUGAGCACAGGAUGGACCCCCUGCCUCUGCUCCUAUACCUGUGUGCAGUGCUGGCACCGAGCCAUGGAUUCAGUGUGGACAUGGAGGGACCCAUCACCUUCCAGGAGACAGCUGAAGGGUUUGGGCAAAGCAUGUUGCAGAUCGGGAGUGCCAGCGGCGGGGGGCUGAUCAUCGGGGCCCCUCUGCAGACAGGAAAUGUGAAUGAAACAGGCAAAGUCUACAAGUGCGACCCGGACUCCAGACGCUGCCAGGAGAUCCCCAUCCAGAGGUCCCCAGAUGCCAUGGACAUGUCCCUCAGUUUGUCUCUGGCUGCCCAAGGCUCCCAGUUCCAGGUGUGCAUCCCCAUGGAGCAUCAGGCCUGUGGGGAGAACAAGUACGUCAGUCACAACUGCUACCCGCUGCAGCAGAGCUUCUCGCAACUCCAGCGCAUCCCGGACACCCAGCCAGAGUGCCCCAAACAUGUCGCAGACAUAGCGCUCCUCAUCGACGGCUCGGGCAGCAUCGCAUCUGUGGACUUUGAAAAGAUGAAGAUGUUUGUCUCUGAGAUCAUGAAGCGUUUCCGCAAAACCAACACACAGGUAACAGGCAGAGGCUGAACCCUGACUACGUACCCUGCCCC
This is a messenger RNA of Trachemys scripta elegans, 863 nucleotides long. RefSeq names its product integrin alpha-D-like. NCBI's taxonomy places the organism in Eukaryota, Metazoa, Chordata, Testudines, Emydidae. Gene Ontology annotation, biological process: cell-matrix adhesion; integrin-mediated signaling pathway; cell adhesion mediated by integrin. Gene Ontology annotation, cellular component: external side of plasma membrane; integrin complex. Bases 256 to 840 code for a protein of 194 amino acids. Gene Ontology annotation, molecular function: integrin binding. The transcript is spliced from 6 exons. The record is from RefSeq and is a predicted model, not a curated record.